AUGGCGGAUAAAGCAGCCUUUCAGGUGAUUGUCUUGGGUCCAACGGGAGGUCCUCGUGAAGACAGCCUCACUGGACUUCUUGUCCGAUCAACAUCGACGAACUGGUCGACGAAUUCGGUGAUUGCGGUUGACGCAGGUACCCUUGUUUCAGGAAUUAUUCACACUCUGGAGCAAUACAAUGCGGAAUUAAGAGAUGGCUCGUAUAUGAUGGAUGAAGGGCCCUUUGCCGGCCUUAGAAUGCCGUACAAGUCGGCUCAAGCCAAUGCUGCACAUAUCUUCCGAGACAUCAUUGGAGCUGUUUUGAUAACACAUGCUCACUUGGAUCACCUGUCCGGCCUGGCGAUCAACACACCCAUGCUUGAAGCAGGAAACGGGCCCAAACCAUUGGCCGCUCUACCGUCGAUUGUCGCUGCCAUAAAAAACCAUAUGUUCAACGACGUGAUCUGGCCAAAUCUGUCCGAUGAAGAUGGCGGGGCGGGUCUACUGACAUAUCAACGUCUCGUUGAAGGAGGGAACCCAAGGUUCGGUCGUGGAGAUGCGAAGGGAUAUAUCCGAGCCUGUGACGGUCUUCUAGCCCGAUGCCUCGGCGUCAGUCAUGGGCGAUGCAGGCAGCGUUUUCACCCUGAGUCCGGUACUCACCACCGCGUGGGUAGCUCAGUCUUUGCUGCUGAUCCACUGAUGCUGCCUUCCAGAGCUAUAUCCGUCGAUCACUCUACCGACGCAGGGAUAUACUCUCCAGCCCGCUCUCCCCGAAUGCUCUCAGCUAACUCGAAAGAGCCCAUUUGGGCAACAGUGGAGAGCUCUGCAUUCUUCAUCCGUGAUCACGAUACUGGCAAUGAGAUCAUUAUCUUCGGCGACGUCGAGCCCGACUGUGUAUCGCUUGACCCACGCAAUAAACGCGUCUGGGAGGCAGCAGCACCGAAAAUUGCGACCGGUAAAUUGCGCGCCAUCUUCAUUGAAUGCUCAUAUGACGAUUCUGUCGAAGAUGCAACUUUAUACGGUCAUCUCUGUCCGCGACACCUGAUUGCGGAACUGACGUUGCUGGCGGGGAAGGUUAUGGAAGCCCGGCACCCGCACAUGGCGAUAUCGAGUAUUGGAAAGCGUAAACACUCAGAUUCCAACACGUACGGCGGAAGUGGGGGCCAAGUGAGCCCCAAAUCCAAGCGUCCUCAGAGCUUCUCCGUUGCAGCCGGCAAGAGGGCCGACAUGUCUUCUGCUACGGCCGACAUGCGACCCCGAUUCUACUCAACCGCGGAAGGCUUGGUCCAGAUCCCUGAGCUGGUUCAUGACGAGUCGACACCGAGUUACUACGAGCCCGACGAUGUAAGCGAUACUGGAAAUCCCGCGGAUCCUGCACCACGGUCCGCCAGUCCUGGAGAAGCUCAGACCGGUGACUCUGGACAGCUUCCGCUGUCGGGCUUAUCUAUCUAUAUCAUACACAUCAAAGAAGAUCUGACUGAUGAUAUCCCGCCUCGAGAACGAAUUAUACAACAGCUUCGAUCCCGAGGCGAAGCCGCUAGACUAGGCUGCGAGUUCUACGCUCCCCAUCGCGGAGAAGGCAUCUGGAUUUGA
Molecule: messenger RNA, 1572 nt
Organism: Aspergillus lentulus
Lineage: Eukaryota; Fungi; Ascomycota; Eurotiomycetes; Eurotiales; Aspergillaceae
Gene: pdeA
Product: 3',5'-cyclic-nucleotide phosphodiesterase PDE1
Biological process (GO): negative regulation of glucose mediated signaling pathway; cAMP catabolic process
Molecular function (GO): 3',5'-cyclic-GMP phosphodiesterase activity; 3',5'-cyclic-AMP phosphodiesterase activity
Source: RefSeq, a predicted model, not a curated record